AUGGACCCCGCCAGGAGACCAAGCACCCCAGCGAUGAUCUGGAAGGCAGGCUGGCUGCUGCUGCUGCCCUUACUGCUCCAGGAAGGGGCGCGGGCCCUGGAGUGCUACAGCUGCGUGCAGAAAGCGGACGACGGGUGCUCCCCGCACAAGAUGAAGACAGUGAAGUGCGCGCCAGGCGUGGACGUCUGCACCGAGGCCGUGGGAGCGGUGGAGACCAUCCACGGGCAAUUCUCCGUGGCAGUGCGGGGAUGUGGCUCGGGGCUCCCUGGGAAGAAUGACCGCGGACUGGACCUUCACGGCCUGCUGGCCUUCAUCCAACUGCAUCAGUGCACCCAGGACCGCUGCAAUACCAAGGUCAACCUCACCACACGAGCGCUCAAUCCUGCAGGCAAUGAGAGCGCGUACAAGCCCAACGGCGUGGAGUGCUACAGUUGCGUGGGGCUCAGCCGCGAGGCGUGCCAGGGUAAGGCGCCACCCGUCGUAAACUGCUACAAUGCCAGCGACCAGGUCUACAAGGGCUGUUUCGAUGGCAACGUCACCUUGACGGCAGCCAACGUGACCGUAUCCUUACCCGUACGGGGUUGUGUCAAGGACGAGUUCUGCACCCGCGAUGGGGUGACAGGCCCGGGGUUCGUGCUCAGUGGUUCCUGCUGCGAGGGCUCCCGCUGCAACUCCGACCUGCGCAAUAGGACCUACUUCGCCUCCCGGAUCCCUCCUCUGGUCCUGCUGCCCCCUCCCCAAACCACCACCCCAGCCCAGACCACCCCUGUCACCACGGCCACCCCAGCCCCAACCACUGCCUCCACCACUGCCAAACCCAGCCCAGCGACCCCCAGCCCGACUCCCCGGAAGGAGACAGAACCUGAGACCUUCCAGGAAGAGGGGUUCCACUUGGCUGCCGGUGCUGCUGGCCACCAGGACCGCAGUAAUAUGGGGCAGUACCCCACAAAAGGUGGGGUCCAGGAUUCCACUAGUGGCUCUAAGGCUCCCGUGGCUGGACUGGUGUCUCUUCUGUUAGCUGUGGCUGCUGGCGCCCUGCUUUGAGUUUCUCUAUCAGGGACCUCCGCACCUUGCCCUACUUCCUGGGCCCUGGGCACCCCGCUCCCCGUUCCCCACCCCUGUGCCUGCGGCAGUGGACUGGGCUGGCCCAGCCCCUGUGUUUAUUCUUUUAAUUUCCCCGAUCCGCUCAGUUUCUGCUGCGCCGGUUUGCAGCGUUGGGAAAUAAAGUUACGAUUGUGUUUUAAGCUUGCCAGGGUCUUCCCGACUUUUGAGGGCAUAUGCACUGUGCCCCCCUCUCCUUGGUCUCUCUCGCUCACCCCUUCGUGGUGCCCCGAGACAGAGUGAGAGAAGGCAGGGCUGUCGCAGGGAAGGAGGGAGGGCCAAGAAUGUCCUUCCUAUUUGCUUUCUCUCACAGCCUAGAGGGGAAGCUCCUCCUCUGCUCACUGCUGGCCCCUGCACCCCCUCUUUGUGGGAGUGGCUUCCCACCCAGCCUGUCUCCUUGGCUAGACUGUGAGCUCCUCAU
Messenger RNA from Echinops telfairi (small Madagascar hedgehog), 1522 nucleotides. It is a transcript of the gene LYPD3, whose product is annotated as LY6/PLAUR domain containing 3. Gene Ontology annotation, cellular component: plasma membrane. The transcript is spliced from 5 exons. Lineage: Eukaryota; Metazoa; Chordata; Mammalia; Afrosoricida; Tenrecidae. The coding region runs from base 1 to 1044 and encodes 347 amino acids. The record is from RefSeq and is a predicted model, not a curated record.